Sitophilus oryzae (rice weevil) is the source of this 1596-nucleotide messenger RNA. RefSeq names its product zinc finger MYM-type protein 1-like. The coding region runs from base 1 to 1596 and encodes 531 amino acids. Lineage: Eukaryota; Metazoa; Arthropoda; Insecta; Coleoptera; Curculionidae. The record is from RefSeq and is a predicted model, not a curated record. The transcript has a single exon.
AUGACUAAGCACGAAUCUUCUAACAAUCACAUUUCUGCUUGCCUGAUAUAUAACAAAUGGAAUAGCGAUCAAGUAUUGGACACGGACUUGGAUAAAACGCUGAAAUUUAAAAAUAAUUAUUGGAUUAAAGUUUUGGAACGAGUUAUUAACGUCACAUUGACUUUGGCUAAAAAUAAUGUAUCAUUCAGAGGAGACAAUGAAUCGUUAUAUCAUGGCGAUCACAAUCGUGGCAACUUUCUAAAUAUUAUUGAGCUAUUGUCAAUUUAUGAUCCAGUUUUGAAAGAGCUUUUAUCAAAAGAUAAAAAAUGUGUAAAAUAUUUGUCGCCAACCAUUCAGAACGAAAUUAUCAACCUCUUAGCCAAUGAGGUAAAAACUGAAUUGAUCAGUCAAAUAAAUGAAUCUCCAUUUUUUUCAGUAAUAAUGGACACAACUCAAGAUAUUUCAAAAAUUGAUCAAGUGAGUUUUGUAGUGAGAUAUGCCGACUUCAUCAAGGAUAACGACAAUGUUAUUCGUGAUGUUGUUAUAAGGGAAGUUUUUCUAGGGUUUGAAAAAUGUAUGGGGCAAUCUGCUGAAGACAUGGUGAAACAAUUAUUAUUAUUCUUUGAAAAGAAUAAUUUGAGCUUUGAAAGACUACGAACUCAAGGCUACGAUGGUGCGGCUAACAUGACUGGCGUCUACAAUGGCCUGCAGGCCAAAAUUUUGGAAAAACAACCCAACGCGUUAUAUGUAUACUGUGCUGCACAUAAUCUAAACCUAGUUAUCAAUGACUCUGUAAAAAUUUCAAGGGAGUUACAAAAUUUUUACGAUUUUGUAGAAAGUCUUUAUGCAUUUUUUGCACAUAGCAUAAAACGAUGGGCAGUAUUGACGGAAAUGUUCGAAUCCAAGAAGCACACAUUAAAACGAUUGUGCCCAACGCGAUGGUCGUCUCGUUAUGAUUCUUUUCAUAGCUUAAGGUUUCACUAUCGAGAAAUUUUACAAGUUUUGACAAAACUAACCCUAACAAGCUCGAAAACAACGGAACAAAAUGAAGCACUGGGAUUAAAGAAAAAACUGGAAAAUUUUGAAACAGUUGUAUUAAUAGUGAUAGAACAUAAAAUAUUAAGUAUCACAAAGCUUGUGUCCAAUGCACUGCAGAGUAAAAACCAAGAUAUUCAAAGAGCGUCAAAACUUUUGGAAACUGCUAAGAAAGACAUUGCAGAAAUGAGGAACAGUUUUGAGGAAGUUAUUAAUGAAGCAGCUGAUUUAGCUCGUGGUUGGGAAAUCAAUCCAAGUUUUAAAGAACACAGGAUCCGCAAAGUGAAAAAACAAUUCGAUGAGUUAUCAUGUGAUGAACGAUUAUUCAACGCCAAAGAAAACUUCCGUGUGUCGGUGUUUAAUAUAACGUUGGACGUUAUUAUAUCUCAACUUGAAAAUCGAUUCAAAGGGUUAAAUAGCGUAGUUGAAAGAUUUAAAGUAAUUUUUCCUUCGGUCUUGAGAGAUCAUUCUGAUGCUGAUUUGGUCCUCCUAUCUGAAAACCUGAUCAGCUUUUAUUCCUAUGAUCUAUCAUAUUCAUUUUCGCAAGAAAUUGUAAGUUUCAGGCGAGUUUUUAUCAAAUAA